AUGGAUUUCGCUCCCUAUCAAUCCUCUCCGCCCGAAAACAGCCGUCCCUUCUCCCCGCCUCGGUCCAACGCCGCGUCGCCGCGCGCUUCCUUCGAUAAUCGUCGGCCUUUCUCCCCUUCUCAGCAGCAGCAGCAGCAGCAACGCGGCUUUACGUCCCCGCCGCCUUUACAACAUCCUCAACCUCAACGUUCGUGGCAGUCCUCGCUUCCCGGUGCCGGUGUCGGUAGCAGCUACGCACCUGAGACUGGGGCGUACGUGAGCGAGUUCGAUACCAGCCUUGGUAUACGGUUGGAUUAUGAAGCUUGCCUAGCGUAUAUUGCGCUGCCGCCUCUAGGCGCAAUAAUAUUGUUGAUAGUGGAGCGGAAGAGCGAUUUUGUUAGGUUCCACGCGUGGCAGUCCAGUCUGCUAUUCACCGUCGUUUUCAUCGUACACCUAAUCUUCUCGUGGUCUACAUUCCUAAGUUGGGUCAUAUUCCUUGCGGAUCUAGGCCUGAUGGGGUGGCUAGCCCUGCGCGCAUAUCGGGAUGCAGACACGUUAGAUCGAUUCGAAGUUCCUAUUUUCGGUCAAAUAGCGAGUAGAAUACUCGACGACGAGUAA
This is a messenger RNA of Daldinia childiae, 597 nucleotides long. RefSeq lists its product as uncharacterized. The coding region runs from base 1 to 597 and encodes 198 amino acids. The transcript has 3 exons. NCBI's taxonomy places the organism in Eukaryota, Fungi, Ascomycota, Sordariomycetes, Xylariales, Hypoxylaceae. The record is from RefSeq and is a predicted model, not a curated record.